Nyctereutes procyonoides (raccoon dog) is the source of this 2826-nucleotide messenger RNA. It is a transcript of the gene CIPC, whose product is annotated as CLOCK interacting pacemaker. The transcript has 4 exons. NCBI's taxonomy places the organism in Eukaryota, Metazoa, Chordata, Mammalia, Carnivora, Canidae. Gene Ontology annotation, cellular component: nucleus. Gene Ontology annotation, biological process: negative regulation of circadian rhythm; negative regulation of DNA-templated transcription. The record is from RefSeq and is a predicted model, not a curated record. Bases 169 to 1368 code for a protein of 399 amino acids.
CCCGGGGUAGAGGGUUCGCGCCGGGAGCGUGGGGCAAGGCGCAGGAGUAGCGAGGAGGAGGGAGGCGACGUAGGCAGAAGAGAGGGCCAGACUUUGGGGGCACGGAGGGCCAAAAGGGCAAUCCAGAGGAAAGGAGGCCUGAUGCAUCCACUUCCAGCCCCGUAAAACAUGGAGAGGAAAAACCCAUCCAGAGAGAGCCCCCGAAGACUCUCAGCCAAACUGGGCAAAGGCACAGAGAUGAAGAAGGUGGCUCGUCAGCUCGGCAUGGCAGCCGCCGAAUCAGACAAGGACUCCGGAUUUUCAGAUGGGAGCUCAGAGUGUCUGAGCUCAGCAGAGCAGAUGGAGUCCGAGGACAUGCUGAGCGCCUUAGGCUGGAGCCGAGAAGACAGGCCAAGGCAAAACUCCAAGACUGCAGGCACGGCCUUCCCAGCACUGUCCCCGAUGGUUGUAAUGAAGAAUGUGCUGGUCAAACAGGGCAGCAGCUCAUCCCAGCUCCAGUCGUGGACUGUCCAGCCCUCCUUCGAAGUGAUCUCAGCACAGCCACAGCUCCUGUUCCUUCAUCCACCCGUGCCGUCUCCUGUCAGCCCGUGUCACACUGGCGAGAAGAAAUCAGACUCCAGGAACUACUUGCCCAUUCUAAAUUCUUAUACGAAAAUAGCCCCCCAUCCAGGCAAAAGGGGCCUUUCCCUCAGCCCAGAAGAAAGAGGAGAAAGUGGGAUGCAGAAGAAAGUCUGUACUGAGAGACUUGGGCCAAGUCUGUCUUCCAGUGAGCCAACCAAGCCUGGUGCCGUGUCCCCCAGCCCCCCGGCGCCGGCACCACCCGGCGCCAAGCUUGCCGAGGACUCUGCUCUGCAAGGUGUGCCCUCGCUGGUGGCAGGUGGAAGUCCACAGACUCUUCAACCGGUGUCCAGUAGCCACGUGGCUAAAGCCCCCAGCCUGACCUUUGCAUCCCCCGCUAGCCCUGUCUGUGCAUCAGACAGCACUCUGCACGGCUUAGAGAGCAGCUCCCCACUCUCUCCACUGGCAGCCAACUACAGCUCGCCCCUGUGGGCUGCCGAGCACCUCUGCCGCAGCCCCGACCUCUUCGCUGAGCAGCGGCAGAGCAAGCAUAGGCGCUUUCAGAAUACCCUGGUGGUCCUGCACAAAUCUGGUCUGCUGGAGAUCACUCUGAAAACCAAGGAGUUGAUUCGUCAGAACCAGGCAACUCAGGUGGAGCUAGACCAGCUAAAGGAGCAGACCCAGCUGUUUAUAGAGGCCACCAAGAGCAGGGCUCCUCAGGCGUGGGCCAAGCUACAGGCAUCCUUAACAUCAGGGUCUGGUCAUACCGGUGGUGACCUAGAAGCGUUCUCUGACCACCCAGACAUGUAACCCAGAAGGCAUAGUUUCCUGUUACUUGAGUGGUUCUUUUUAACUCUUUGGCUGUUUUUACUCCUGUUUCCCAAAGCUUUUCCUUCUACACUUAAAGUGUUGGGCAGUUCACUUAGGAAGCCACAAGCCAGUACCUGGCUGCAAUCUUAACCAUGUGGUCUGUGCACAGUUUACAUAUGUCUCCAUUCCUCUGAGGACCUCAGAUUUGGAGCACUCUCAAGUCCCCUUUCCUUAGCCUGCAGGCACUUUGAUGGGUCACAGCGCAAAGCAGGAGAGAUGGUUGUGUGGGGCUCUUUUGGCUAUCGCCUCCUACCAUCCCACUCACUCACUGUGAGCAAGGGUACGGUGACGGAGGAGCACACGGAGUGAUACCUGUCAAGCCAGGGAGUAGGUGACAUAAGCAUCCCUUUGUAGAUCUUCCCUUGAACGUCUUAGUCACAGAGGAAAAUACGAGGUGUGCUUGCAUCCCACAAGGCAUCGUGCCACCUGGGCAAAACCCAAAAUGCCUCAGGCACAGGUUGGGCCAAGGGUGCAAGCGCUUAAUCAUGUGAUGCUUUGUCUUCCUAAACUGGAAAGUCUAGAGGAGAGUAGCACCAUUGAACUCUUAACACUUAAAUCACAAGCCAGAUUUCUCUUCACUUAAACUGGUAGUCAAAAUACUUCAGAUUUUUAAAGUAUGGAAUGGAUUCAGUACCAUCUGGAAUUACAAUUGCUGAAUUGCUUUUUUGACUUAGAAGAAAGUAGACAUGGCCAGCAUCUCUUGGUUGGGAGCUGGAGGAUUCUGGAAAUUUAUGCUUCCUGUCGCCCCCCCCCCCCUUUGAAACAAUGCAACCUGUUUUAUGUGUGAAAAUCUCAAAAGAUAGCAUCAUGGUUUCUGAGAAUGUAAAUUAACUCUCUGCUGCCACCUUUUUUCCCCCUUUUGUUUUUGUAAAAGAGGAAAGAAGUGAUUACUGAGUUUGAUAAACUUUGAAUUAAAACCAUCCUGAGGUUAUGAAGUCCCCAGAAUAUUGGAAACCAUUCUUCAUACUGAUUUUCUUUUCCUAUCCAAAAUUUUUGUUUGGCACAUGUCAUAGUGACGCAGAGCACUGUGGAGCAGAGUCUUCCGUGUUUCCUUUAUGCGUUGGAUGUCGGCAGCAAAGCCAGAGGUGUAGUGUUGGUUCUCUGAAGUUCAUCUAGAAAUGGAGAGUGUGAUGGAAUUCCCAGAUGAUUCCCAUUCUUUCAGCUUCAUGGUAAAGGUAAAUGGGAUUUCUGGUAGUACCAUAUCAGAUUUUUUUUUAUCUCAUUUAAACAUUUCAUCCUCUUGAAAAUCUCCAUACAAAUUACCUUAAUAAGAAAUUCUAUCUGACCAGCUUCAUCUUUUCUGCAAAGAAAAAUGCCCUUGAAAUUUUACCAAGGCCAGAAGCUAAUGCUCACAUUCACCUGGUAGUUAGAACUAUAACAUAGUUUUUAAAUUUCAAG